CGGCGUGAAAGGGAUCAACAUACCGUCAACUGGGUUUCCUAGCCGAUGCGCCGGGUAAAAUUGGAAGCGGGACUCGGCAAUCUUCAAGGGGCGCGUCGAACCGGCGACAAGCGAGACGACGGUAAGCAGAAGAGCUCUAUGCACGCAUAAAGCACAGCAAGAAUGAGAGACGACGAUAUACAGCUGCGCCCUUCCUUAUCGCCUCGUCGCCCGCGCGGCGCCGCCAUCAUCGACAACCAAGGCGACGUCGACGGCCAAAGUAGUAGUCCCGCGUCGUCGUCGAUUGCCGCCCUCGACGAGAAGCAGCCGCACAUGCUCUUGCGCCUCGGUCGCAUCCGCGAAGCGCCCAAAGGCGCCGCCCACGCCUUGGCCAUCACGCCCAAGGCACCGACCCGGCCGCGUGGCAAUUCGCUCGACAGCGCCAAGCCCGAACUUGAGCACGACGACGCGUCGGCCAUCGUCGCCCACGAGCGGCAACGGCACGGCCAUCCGCUGUGCGUAUCGAGUGGCACGGCGGCGCCCGCGCUCACCGCGUCGCUCUCCCCGCUCGCGCUCCUCUCGCCGUUUACGACCAAGCUCGACCUCCAGCUCUCCAAGUCGCCCGUCUUCCGCAAGACGCCGUUGCCGUGGCACAAGUCGCGCAUUCAGUGGAAGAAGGGCGAGCUCAUUGGCGAAGGCACGUUCGGCAAGGUGUACAAGGGCCUCAAUAGCAAGACGGGCGAGCUCUUUGCCGUCAAAGCCAUCGACCUCUCGGGCGACGACGACAAGAAGAAAUUAGCCAAACUCGGCGAAGAGAUUGCCGUCAUGAAGGACCUCCAGCACGUGCACAUUGUGCGCUACCAAGGCACGGACCGCGACGAGCUGCAUUUCUACAUCUUUAUGGAGUACGUCCCGAACGGCUCGAUUGCGAGCAUGCUCGCGCAGUUUGGCGUCUUUGGCGUCGAAAUGAUUCAAAAAUUCACGCGUCAGAUCCUCGAGGGCGUCGCGUACCUUCACAGCAAAGGCAUCAUCCACCGCGACAUCAAAGGCGCCAACGUACUCGUCAACGAGCACGGGCAAGCCAAGCUCGCCGACUUUGGCUGCUCCAAGCAAGUGCCAUCGACAACGACGACCGACAGCCUCGAAGAGAGCUUGCGCUCGAUCCGCGGGUCGGUUCCAUGGAUGGCGCCCGAAGUCGUUCAGCAAACGGGCCACGAUUGCAAGGCAGAUAUAUGGAGCGUCGGUGCGACCGUGCUCGAGAUGGCGACCGCGCACCACCCGUGGCCCGCGAAUACGAACCACUUGUCGGUCAUGUACCACUUGGCGGUCAAGCCGUCGAGUCCGCCGAUCCCGAUCGAUUUGCCGCCAUUGGCAAAAGCCUUUCUGGCGCGCUGUUUCUGCAUUGAUGCGCGCGGUCCUCUCGCUACGGCCAUGAGAACGGGAUAUUUGGCUCAUGCGCGUGCUGGUGUAGAGCGCGCGACGGCGACCGAGCUGCUCGCCCAUCCCUUCCUGCGCUGACCGGCGGCGCAGAUGAUGAUUUAACUUAAACAGCGGCCACUUAGUAUAGCUAUGCAUAUACACAACGACGACUGUACGUAUGGAA
This is a messenger RNA of Saprolegnia diclina VS20, 1582 nucleotides long. Its product is annotated as STE/STE11 protein kinase. The coding region runs from base 163 to 1497 and encodes 444 amino acids. NCBI's taxonomy places the organism in Eukaryota, Oomycota, Saprolegniomycetes, Saprolegniales, Saprolegniaceae. The record is from RefSeq and is a predicted model, not a curated record. Gene Ontology annotation, biological process: protein phosphorylation. Gene Ontology annotation, molecular function: ATP binding; protein kinase activity. The transcript has 4 exons.